AUGGGUGAAAUAGAGCAGAUGAAGCAAGAAGCUGAGCAGCUGAAGAAGCAGAUUGAGGAUGCCCGAAAAGCUUGUGCGGACACUACGCUUACACAGCUUGUGUCCGGGCUGGAAGUGGUUGGGCGCAUUCAGAUGCGUACACGGAGGACCCUGCGUGGACACCUGGCUAAGAUCUAUGCUUGUCACUGGUCCACAGAUUCCAAGCUCAUGGUCAGUGCCUCACAAGACGGGAAACUCAUUGUCUGGGACACAUACACAACCAACAAGGUUCAUGCCAUCCCUCUACGCUCCUCCUGGGUCAUGACCUGUGCCUACGCCCCAUCAGGGAACUUUGUGGCCUGCGGAGGUCUCGACAACAUGUGCUCCAUCUACAACCUCAAGAGCCGCGAAGGGAAUGUGAAAGUGAGCCGGGAGCUCUCAGCCCAUACAGGUUAUCUCUCCUGCUGUCGAUUCCUAGAUGACAACAACAUUGUGACCAGCUCUGGGGACACCACAUGUAUGCUCUGGGACAUUGAAACCGGACAGCCGAAGACAACAUUCGUCGGCCACACUGGAGACUGCAUGAGCCUGGCCGUCUCCCCAGACUUCAACCUUUUCAUCUCUGGAGCCUGCGACGCCUCGGCCAAGCUGUGGGAUGUCCGGGAGGGCAGCUGCCGCCAGACUUUCACAGGGCACGAGUCGGAUAUCAACGCCAUCUCUUUCUUCCCCAAUGGCGAGGCCAUUUGCACUGGUUCCGAUGACGCCACCUGUCGCCUCUUUGACCUCCGGGCAGACCAGGAGCUCAUUGUCUACUCACACGAGACCAUCAUCUGCGGAAUUACCUCCAUUGCGUUCUCCCGCAGCGGGCGGCUCCUGCUGGCUGGAUACGAUGAUUUUAACUGCAAUAUCUGGGACUCCCUAAAAGCAGAACGUGUGGGAAUCCUGUCUGGACAUGACAACCGAGUGAGCUGUUUGGGCGUAACCGCAGAUGGCAUGGCUGUGUCUACCGGCUCCUGGGACAGCUUCCUGAAAAUCUGGAACUGA
Messenger RNA from Zootoca vivipara (common lizard), 1023 nucleotides. NCBI's taxonomy places the organism in Eukaryota, Metazoa, Chordata, Lepidosauria, Squamata, Lacertidae. The record is from RefSeq and is a predicted model, not a curated record.